Molecule: messenger RNA, 3350 nt
Organism: Spea bombifrons (plains spadefoot toad)
Lineage: Eukaryota; Metazoa; Chordata; Amphibia; Anura; Pelobatidae
Gene: TRIM46
Product: tripartite motif containing 46
Exons: 10
Coding region: 38-2281 (747 amino acids)
Molecular function (GO): protein binding; zinc ion binding
Source: RefSeq, a predicted model, not a curated record
CUCCAGCACUGAGGAGGCAGCGAGAGCCGCGGCAGCCAUGGCAGAGGGUGAUGAUCUCAAGGCAUUUACAUCCAUAAUGGACGCCCUAGUGCGGAUCAGCACAAGUAUGAAGAACAUGGAGCGUGAGCUUUUGUGCCCAGCGUGCAAAGAGAUGUACAAACACCCUGUCAUUCUUCCGUGUAAGCACAACGUGUGCCAUGUGUGUGCCAGCGAAAUCCUGCUACAGAAAGGGUAUGUGUGUGACCCCAACUCUGAGCCCAACUCUCCAGCCUCUUCCCCUUCCACGCGGAGCCCGCGCAUGGGAAGGCGAGUGGUCCCUAAGCAGGAGCGGAUCGUUAAGUCAGGAUUUGGAACGUACCCCGGCAGGAAACGCGGCGCCGCUCAUCCACAGAGCGUGCUAUUCCCGUGCCCCUCCUGCAAACAUGACGUGGACCUCGGGGAGAGGGGAUUGGGGAAUCUGUUCAGGAACCUGACCUUGGAGCGCGUUGUGGAGCGGUAUCGGCAGACGGUCAACAUCAGUACAGCCAUCAUGUGCCAGUUCUGUAAAGCACCCCAGCAGGAGGCCACCAAGGGCUGCACCGAGUGUAGAGCCAGCUUCUGUAAUGAGUGCUUCAAGCUCUACCACCCCUGGGGCACUCAGAAAGCCCAGCAUGAACCUACCCCACCGACACUAAGCUUCAGGCCUAAGGGUCUGACGUGUCCGGAUCACAAGGAGGAGGUGCUGCUCUACUGUAAGACGUGCCAGCGUUUGGUUUGCCAGAUCUGCAGGGUGCGCAGGACGCACAGCGGGCACAAGAUCACCCCAAUUAUCAGCGCAUACCAAGCGCUGCGGGAGAAGUUGAGUAAAAGCAUUGCUUGCAUCUUGGGAAGCCAGCAUGUUGUGCAGAGCCAGAUUGGAGAGCUGGAGGAGGGCAUGAGACAGACAGAGAUGAGUGGAGCCAAGGCUCAAGAAGAGGUGCUCCAGCUGAUUGCGGCACUGCGGUCUUCGCUUGAGGAAAAGCAGGUCGCCUUGACGCGGGAGAUCGGUGACAAACAGCGUGAACGGCACGCUAUUCUGGAAGCGCAGGUUUUAGAACGUCAGACGCUUCUGGAGAGCUCUGGUCUUAUAUCCUAUGCCCAGGAGGUCAUGAAAGAAACAGACCAGCCCUGCUUUGUCCUAGCGGCAAAGCAACUUCAUGAACGGAUGGUCCAAGCUAUAGAGGCUGUGCAGAGCUUCCGGCCCUCGGUCUGUGCCCCUCUGCCGACGUUCAAGCUGGAUGUCAGCCGGGAGAUGAAGAUGCUGACGGAACUGACCUUUGUCAGAGUUCCGGAUGCACCUGUUAUUGACACCCAACGGACUUACGCCUAUGACCAGAUAUGUCUGAGCUGGCGGCUCCCCCAGGACUCUGCUCCCGCGUGGCAUUAUACUGUGGAGUACCGCAAGACAGACCCCAAGCACAAGGGCCUGAAAUUGUGGCAACGUCGAGAGGAAGUGUGGGGCCUUAGCACGGUGCUGGACCGGCCUGACGUUGACAGUGUAUACGUGUUAAGGGUGAGGGGCUAUAACAAGGCUGGAUACGGGGAGUACAGUGAAGACGUCUACCUGCACACACCCCCAGCACAAGUGUUAAACUUUUUCCUGGACAGUAGCUGUGGGUUUUCACGGGACCGGCUAGUAGUAAGCAAGGACCGGAGGGCGGUGCGCAGUGUUCCUGGAGUGCCCAUGCUCUUCGCAGCUGAGCGUUUAAUGACCAGCUGCCAUGUGUCCAUGGAGCUCGUUCUGGGGGAUGUUGCCAUCACACAGGGACGCUACUACUGGGAGUGCUCAGUAGACCCCAGCUCUUAUGUGGUUAAAGUCGGUGUGGGACAGGAAAGCAAACUGCAGGAGUUAUUCCAGUCAUCGCAGGACGUGGUCAGUCCCAGCAGGUACGAUCCCGACAGCGGCCAUGACUCUGGAGCAGAAGAUACUGCACUGGACGUGUCUCCUGCCUUCUCUUUCCUGACCAUCGGCAUGGGGAAAAUCUUGCAGCCGCACGGCUCUCCUCCUACUGCCAGGGACCCGUCUGGGUGCACCAUUUCACUGCCGCCUAGGCUAGGAGUCUGCCUAGACUAUGAGAAGGGACGUGUGGGCUUCUCCGAUGCAGUUUCCCACCGAAGCCUAUGGGAAGGGAGUGUGGACUGCUCUGGGCCUGUGUGCCCAGCCUUCUGCUUCAUUGGAGGGGGAGCCCUUCAGCUGCAGGAGCUGGUGUCCUUCAGACAUGAGCGCAAAGUGACGAUUGGGGGCUUCACCAAGGCAGAGUGACCCCCGCAGAGCUCCACCGAGGGAGGCACAAAAUAUCUACCUUGCUAUAGCCUGGGGGCCUGCACUAUGCUGCCACAAGGGAACGUUAGGGCAAUAGGCUCACCAAGGAUGAGUUAAAUGGCCAGAUGACUACCGAAAAGCGUCACCGAGCUGGCCAGCUGGAGGAGACCGGUGGGAGCACUGGUCACUGCAUUGUCUGUCCCAUUGUCCAUCCCCGUUCUUUGUCUCCAGAAAUAGCUGAAUAAUAUCUGCUGUGUGCUUCAUGUCUCCAUGUUGUAGCAUCCUCUGCCUGGGCUGGACCCACUACAUGCCCCGCUGAUUCCCCUUCAGCCUCUCACUGUUUCAGGACUAAGUUGUGUUAAUGCUGUUCCAUGUAUGUAAAACAUGCACCGCCAACAUUUCCUGUCCUCCGCAACAUAAACGACUUUUUUUACACACUUUUUGAGGGAAGUUCAUUUUGUAGUGACAUAGGAGUCUUCCUUUUUGUAAUCCCGGCAGAAUGUUCUCCUAGCACAGAUACAAGGCUUCUUUCCACGUCUGACUUUUUAUCUGCAAGCAGCGCAGAGGACUCUGAAACACACAUGUGCUCACACACGCACUCACACACGCAUGCGCACAUACACACAAAGAAGCAUGUGUGUGCUUAGCCUCUGUGUGGCCCAGGUGGUUAGUUUUAAUGCAUGCACUGGUAAUACGGAGGCUCAUGAGUUGGCCUUCUCUCUGUGUUGCCCUAAACAGGGAAUAAAAAGUCCCAACGGCCCAUGAGGCCACGUGGCAAAGGUCACCUCACAACCCGCGCACAAACCAUGGCCGGCAAUAAAGGAAGAGCACCUUCUGCUGGCUGAAUGUGAAUGACGAGUCUAUAAUUGUUUGCCUUCCUGCCUGCAUCCCGGGUCAGGAGGAACGCGCAUGAUGUGAGGCAGCCUGCACACUUCGGGCCAGGCUAUAUCUAGGGCAGAAGGAGCUGGUUCAAUCCAUCACACAGCCGCAUGUAUAGUAUGGAAGCACCAUGCACACUGUCACCCAUAUAACACAGGAGAACCUAAAUAAAGAUAACAUUUGAAAACAA